AAAGAGGGAGAAGUGAUGAUUGGAGGAGUUUUUUCUAUUCACAGCAAAAUCUCUGAACUUACACUUUCCUUCACAGAGACACCACCUCGACUCACCUGCUCCAGCGUCAACUUGAGGGAAUUUCGAUUUGCCCAAACCAUGAUAUUUGCAAUCUCGGAAAUCAACCAAAACACUCUCCUUCUUCCAAACAUUUCUGUGGGCUACAGAAUCUACGACAACUGUGGCUCCACGUUGUCCUCGAUGCGAGCAGCUAUGGCCUUGAUGAAUGGUGAAGAGCUGACGGGAGGACCGAGGUGUUCCGGUCAGUCUGCUGUUCAUGCAAUCAUUGGAGAGUCUGAAUCUUCGUCGACCAUCGUGCUCACACGCACCAUAGGCCCCUUCAAAAUACCAGUGAUUAGUCAUUCUGCCACGUGUGAGUGUCUAAGCAGUAGGGAGGAUUUUCCGUCCUUUUUUCGAACCAUAGCCAGUGACCUUUACCAGAGCAGAGCCCUUGCUCAUCUGGUCAAGCACUUUGGAUGGUCCUGGGUCGGGACAGUCAAUAGUGACAGUGACUACGGCAACAACGGCAUGGCUAUUUUUCUUGCCGCGGCCAAAGAGGAGGGUGUGUGUGUGGAGUACACGGAGAAGUUUCACAGAGCGCAGCCUGAGAAACUGAUGAAGGUGGUGGAGGUGAUACAACAGAGCACCGCCCGCGUCAUCGUGGCGUUCAUGGCUCACGUGGAGAUGAACAAUCUUCUGGAGCAAAUGAGUUUGCACAACAUCACCGGUCGCCAGUUCAUUGGCGUGGAGGCGUGGAUCACGGCCGACAGUCUGGUGACUCCCAGCAGCUUCAGCGUGCUGGGAGGUUCUCUGGGCUUUGCUGUGCAGAAGGCCAAUGUCAGCGGUCUGAACGACUUUUUAAUCAGAGGGUUCUGGGACAGAGAGUGUCCCGUGGGAAAAAAUGUGGUACCGACAGAAUUUUGUAAAAACAACCAUGAUUUAAUUAAAUUCAAAGAUUAUGACGACGAUGUGUCAGAGCUGCGGUACUCGAGCAACAUCUACAAAGCCUUGUACGCCGUGGCCUUCUCUCUGCACAAAGAGCUUCACUGCUCUGGGAGUCAGGGAUGUGACACGACCAGAAAGAUUACACCCUGGCAGGUGGUGGAGUCUCUGAAGCAAGUGAACUUUUCCAUUAAGAAUGGAGAACAGGUUUGGUUUGACAGCACUGGUGCAGCUGUGGCUCGGUACGAGGUGGUGAACUGGCAGCGUGGACCAGAUGGGUCUGUCCACUUUAAACCUGUGGGUUACUACGACGCCUCGCUGCCCAUGGGACAGAAGUUCCUUCUCAAAACUGAAGACAUAGUUUGGCCUGGUGAAAAAGAAGAAGCAAACACUCCUCCUGUGUCGGUGUGCAGCACCAGCUGUAAUCCAGGAACUCAUAAAGUACUGCAAAAAGGAAAACCUGUUUGCUGCUACGACUGCGUGCCGUGUGCAGAGGGAGAAAUCAACAACAGCACAGAUGCCAUUGGAUGCAAUAAAUGUCCUGAGGAGUACUGGUCCAAUCGACGCAAAGAUAAAUGCGUCUUGAAGAUUGUUGAGUUCCUCUCCUUCACUGACGCGAUGAGUCAAAUCCUGGUGUUCUUCACUCUUUUUGGAAUUGUCCUAACUGUAGCUGUAGCUGCACUUUUCCUCCACAAUAAAGACACUCCGCUAGUGAAAGCCAACAACUCAGAGCUGAGCUUCCUGCUGCUCUUCUCCCUGACUCUGUGUUUCCUGUGCUCUCUGACCUUCAUCGGCCGACCGUCUCACUGGUCCUGCAUGCUGCGACACACGGCCUUUGGCAUCACCUUUGUUCUCUGCAUCUCCUGCGUCCUGGGGAAAACCAUCGUGGUGCUGAUGGCUUUUAGGGCCACACUUCCAGGCAGUAAUGUCAUGAAAUGGUUUGGACCAGUUCAACAGAGACUCAGUGUUCUGGCUUUUACUCUCAUACAGGUUUUAAUCUGCGUUCUGUGGCUCACCAUCAACCCUCCGUUUCCCUUCAAGAACAUGGAACACUACAAGGAGAAGAUCAUUCUGGAAUGUGCUCUGGGUUCCCCCGUGGGCUUCUGGGCUGUGUUAGGAUACAUCGGACUCUUGGCCAUGUUGUGUUUUGUACUUGCAUUUUUAGGCAGAAAUCUACCAGAUAAUUUCAACGAGGCCAAAUUCAUCACCUUCAGUAUGUUGAUCUUCUGUGCAGUGUGGAUCACCUUCAUCCCAGCAUACGUCAGUUCUCCGGGGAAGUUCACUGUGGCUGUGGAGAUCUUCGCCAUUUUAGCCUCCAGUUAUGGAAUACUUUUCUGCAUUUUUGCUCCAAAAUGUUUCAUUUUAGUCUUUAAACCUGAACUUAACACCAAGAAACAUCUGAUGGGAAAAGGAUAAUCACGAAAAAAGAAAAACAAACAAACAAACAAAUAUUAACUGAAUAUUUGUAUUUAAUCAAUAUAUAUAUAAUUACUGAAACCUACACUGCCAGACUCCUACUAUGCAGACAGAGGUAAAGACCUACAUUGUUCAAAUACUACUGAGUUAGAACGG
Messenger RNA from Cynoglossus semilaevis (tongue sole), 2553 nucleotides. Its product is annotated as extracellular calcium-sensing receptor-like. The coding region runs from base 16 to 2397 and encodes 793 amino acids. Gene Ontology annotation, biological process: G protein-coupled receptor signaling pathway. The record is from RefSeq and is a predicted model, not a curated record. NCBI's taxonomy places the organism in Eukaryota, Metazoa, Chordata, Actinopteri, Pleuronectiformes, Cynoglossidae. Gene Ontology annotation, cellular component: plasma membrane. The transcript is spliced from 6 exons. Gene Ontology annotation, molecular function: G protein-coupled receptor activity.